AUGAAUUCGUCGUACGAGGAGAGCAGCAGCUCGGACGAGGAGGAAGAACACAAAUACAGGCGUCAUGGAAAAUCUUCUGAAGACGAGGAUGAAGAUGAAGAGGAAGAAUCAAGCAGUGACAGCGAUGACGAGGAGGAAGACGAGGAAGAAGAUAGCGACGACUCGACAUCAAGCGAAGAGUUGAAGCGCAGAGCGAAGAAGAAGAACAAAGACAAGGGUAAGGAGAAGGGCAAGGAGACGCUGGGGCGAACCGCCAUGAAGCGAGCCGCGAUGGAGGAGGGAGAAAGGGUGGGCUCGAUCCCGCAUGCGGCUGACACUUCACCUUCGAUCGCGCGAGCUGUUAUGUCGCCUCGCCUUAGCGGUGGCAGCAGUGGAGGAGGAAUAGAUCGAACGAGCAGUGGCAACAUCAGACAGCGCCCACCAUUGACUGAUAGCACGGCCGUGCUAGUGCGUGGGAUGCGAGCAGGCGGAAUGACGGACGAAGAGCGCGAACGCGAGCUGGAGCGUGAGAAGGAGAAGGCGCAGCGCAAGGAGGAGCGCAAGAAGGCCAUCAAGAACCUCGACACCAUCAUCUCCUCGCUGCAGGAGCUCGAGGACCUGCCCCACGUCGACCAAAACGGACGGCGAGACAGUAGCGGGCCGCGCAGUGGCGGCUACACCGACUCUCGUGAACGGUGGCACAACACGAACUCGGCUCGCAACGUGGACAGCUCGCAUCACGAGUCCUUCUCCUCGGCCAGCACGGAGCGGAAAGGCGACGGCGAGGAGAAGGAGCGGACCAACAGCCGGGGCAACGGCGACGACGGCAGCAAGUCCGGCGGCGGCCAGCGCAACAGCAACGACAAGGAGAACAGCAGCAGCAGGGAGACGAACAACAGCAAAGGCAAGGAAAAGGAGGGCAGCAAGAAGGGUGGUCUGGUGCGGCUCAGCAUAUUCCACAAGCGGACGCCCAAGGACAAGGAGAAGCCUGCGAGGAAGGACUCGAAGAAGAAGCCAACGAAGAAGGCCGGCGAGUCCGAGCAGGGCGAAGCGGGCGAGGAGAAUGGCUACAUCAAGGUUGAAAAGAAGAACAAGAAGAAGGACGCAACAUUUAACAAACUGUACCAAGUACAGACGCUGGGCGAACAAGAAGGCGGACAUUACGGUGCGAUCUGGGUGAUGCAAUUCAGCCCCGACGGGCGAUACCUCGCGACUGCGGGCAGUGACGGUGUACUGCGCGUGUGGCGGGUGGACCCCAAGUUUGCCACGGAUGAAGGCAAGCAGGGGCGGCUCACUCAAUUGCUGGAUCCUGUUUGCUACAAGAGUUUCCCUGGCCACACUCUCGAUAUUCUUUGCAUCUCCUGGUCGAACAACGAAUUUCUGCUCUCUUCAUCGAUGGACUGCACUGUGCGACUCUGGCACAUGUCGUGCGAUGACUGCGUCUCGUGCUUUGAGCACAAGGAUUUUGUCACCACAGUCGCGUUUCACCCGAUCAACAACAAGGUGUUCAUGAGCGGAGGUCUGGAUAAGCGAAUCUACGUUUGGAACAUCCCUCGCAAGCGAAUCGCGUUCCAAGUGGAGAUUGGCGACAUGAUCACGGCGGGCGCAUUCGUGUCCGACAAGGGCGAAUAUCUCGUCGUUGGCACCGACACUGGCAAGCUCCUCUUGUGCGAGACUGAGGAGGCCAUAACAAAAGAGCCCACGAGCCCGGACGCGGAGGGCUCGACCUCGCCACGGCCCACAAUCGAGAUGAAGGUGGCCAAGGAGAUGCAUGUUCACAACUCGCGAUUCAAGGCCAGAGAUCACAUCCGCCGCAAGGUUACUGGAAUUGAGGCCUCGAAGGACGGCAAACAUAUGUUGGUGUCAUCGAAUGAUUCUUCGGCACGGUUGUACAGAACCAAGGAUUUUUCGUUGAUCUGUAAAUACGCCGGUUACACCAGCAGAGAGUUCCAGGUCAAAGCGACACUCAGCCCUGACGGCAAGUACGUAGUCGCGGGCUCCGAGGACCAGAAUGUAUUUCUGUGGGAAGCGGGAAAGGAGAAACGAAACAAGGCGUGCGAAUUCUUCCAAGUCACCGAUGAGGAAGAGGGCAUGGCCACGGCUGCGUCGUUUGCGCCGGCAUUCGAGGGCGUGCACGGCCAGGUGGUCGUAGCCGCCUCGCUCGACGGCGAGCUGCACGUCUACCACAACGAGCAGCCCGAGGAGAGCUGA
This is a messenger RNA of Acanthamoeba castellanii str. Neff, 2190 nucleotides long. Its product is annotated as WD domain, G-beta repeat-containing protein. Gene Ontology annotation, molecular function: protein binding. Bases 1 to 2190 code for a protein of 729 amino acids. Lineage: Eukaryota; Discosea; Longamoebia; Acanthamoebidae. The transcript is spliced from 12 exons. The record is from RefSeq and is a predicted model, not a curated record.